AGGAGGCUGAUGAAGGAGCUUGAAGAGAUCCGCAAGUGUGGGAUGAAAAACUUCCGUAACAUCCAGGUCGAUGAAGCUAAUUUGCUGACUUGGCAAGGGCUCAUUGUUCCCGACAACCCUCCCUAUGACAAAGGGGCCUUCAGAAUUGAAAUCAACUUUCCCGCAGAGUACCCCUUCAAACCACCGAAGAUCACAUUCAAAACGAAGAUCUACCACCCGAACAUCGACGAGAAGGGGCAGGUCUGUCUGCCGGUAAUUAGUGCUGAAAAUUGGAAGCCAGCAACCAAAACCGACCAAGUCAUCCAGUCCCUCAUAGCUCUGGUGAACGACCCCCAGCCCGAGCACCCGCUCCGGGCCGACCUAGCUGAAGAGUACUCUAAGGACCGUAAAAAAUUCUGUAAGAACGCUGAAGAGUUUACAAAGAAAUAUGGGGAAAAGCGACCUGUGGACUAAACGCUGCCGCGAUGGGUUCCAGCAAGAGUGAGCAGAGACCCCGAGCAGUGCAUUGAGAUCCCGCAAAGCAGGACUCUGUGGAAAAUCGACGCGUGCCACCGCCUGGCGUCUGCUUGUGGCAGUUACUAACUUUCUACAGUUUUCUUAAUCAGAAGUGGUCUAGGUAACCUGUAAAGAAAGGAUUAAAAAUUUAAGAUGUUCUAGUUCUGCUUUCUUUGUUUUAAAAAUCACUGCUUCAACCUACUUUUAAAAAAUGGUGUUUCUUUUCCUGUCCAAAUUUAUCCAAAAUCAAUUUACAUUUAGGCCAUAAGGUUUAAAAAAGGGGGGAGGGGAGGCUGUGGUUCCUCUCCCCAGGCCCGGCCCCACCUCCACUGGCAGGGGCGGCCCCGCCUCCAGGCCCCUCUGCUCCACCCUGGCUGGCCUGGUGUGGGAGUCAGUGCAGACUCCUGACUCUGAUUUAUAGCCUCCUUUUGAAAACACCAAGAAACAAGCAAACCUCCACUCCAACCCCCAACCAAAAACAAACAAACAAACAAACCCCAUGGAAAGGGGAGGUCUAGCUCUUCUGUAAAACCCUGGCUGACGUUACCCCUGUGACGCGGGCCGGCUGGGAUGAACCUCCAACCGCCGGCCCGUGGAGGUCGGCCGGAGGACAGCGCACCUGUGGGAGGAAGUCCUCGCCAGGGAGGCGGUCCUCCCUGCAUCCCCUCCAGAAGACAUCAGGUCUCCCUUCGGACAAGUGCUGGCGUGUCCACGUGCAGGCUGGCGGUCGCCUGUCGCCGCCGAGUCCACCGACGUGGCUUGGAGCUCCUCCUCCGCCUCCUGAGUGCAGCCGCCCUUCCUCAGCUCGUCUGACCCUCCGCUAACGCCAGUGACGCCGCGCCAGCCCGGGGCCGCCGGCGACCCCAGCCAGGAACAGGAUGGCCCCCCUCCAUCGGACUCUCCACCUUCUUGGAGUCAGGCUCCAUGUGAAGCUCGCUCAGUAAUCUCCUUGACAUGUUUUAUAUUGUUUUGACCGCCUUCUUUUGUAGAAAUAAAAAUUGACCUUAGAAUUUAUCGUCA
This is a messenger RNA of Odocoileus virginianus texanus, 1515 nucleotides long. The record is from RefSeq and is a predicted model, not a curated record. NCBI's taxonomy places the organism in Eukaryota, Metazoa, Chordata, Mammalia, Artiodactyla, Cervidae.